AUGGUGAAGCAGAGGCGCGUCAGAGCGCACUCCUGUUGCGCAGCAGUCGCGCCUUUUUGCUGCAGAAGAGGAUCACUGAAGACUCUCACAGAGCCGGCCAUCUUUGCCAGGGAGACCAGCUGUGAUUGUCGCGCCCCUCACGAGAAACUGACCAUUGCACAGGCUCGCAGAGGCACCCCAGUUGACCGGCCAGUCAGAGUCUACGCCGAUGGCAUCUUUGACCUCUUCCACUCCGGACAUGCUCGUGCUCUCAUGCAGGCCAAGAACCUCUUUCCCAACACCUACCUCAUAGUAGGAGUGUGCAGCGAUGAGCUGACCCAUAAGUACAAAGGUUUCACAGUCAUGACAGAGCAGGAACGUUACGAAGCGUUGAGACACUGCCGCUACGUCGAUGAGGUUUUGAGAGACGCACCCUGGACUCUAACGCCAGAGUUCCUUGAAAAACACAAGAUCGACUUUGUGGCUCAUGAUGAUAUCCCAUACUCCUCAGCAGGAAGUGAGGACGUUUAUAAACACAUCAAGGAGGCAGGGAUGUUUGUGCCCACACAAAGGACAGAGGGAAUCUCAACUUCUGACUUGAUAACCAGAAUUGUCAGAGACUAUGACGUCUACGCCCGACGCAACCUUCAACGUGGCUACACGGCCAAGGAGCUAAACGUCAGCUACAUCAACGAGAAGAAGUACCGGCUACAGAACCAGGUGGAUCGCAUGAAGGAGAAAGUUCGCACGGUUGAGGAAAAGAGCAAACAUUUUGUUUAUCGCGUGGAGGAGAAGAGUCACGACCUCAUUCAGAAAUGGGAAGAGAAGUCCAGAGAAUUUAUUGGGAACUUUCUAGAACUUUUUGGACCAGAUGGGACAUGGAAACAAGUGUUUCAGGAACGCAGUGGUCGAAUGCUGUCCUACGCUCUUUCUCCCAGAGAGUCGCCCUGCAAUAGUCCUCCCCGCGAACUGUCCCCCCUGCGCUCGCCCUCUCCCCCGUCUCCCCCCGCCCGCUGGCACAAUGCACGGCCCUCCCCCCCGACCUCCCCCAAAGGAGCAUCUGCCUCCAUGAGCAGCAUGAGUGAAGGCGAUGAAGAUGAGAAGUAG
Molecule: messenger RNA, 1086 nt
Organism: Stegastes partitus (bicolor damselfish)
Lineage: Eukaryota; Metazoa; Chordata; Actinopteri; Pomacentridae
Gene: pcyt1ba
Product: phosphate cytidylyltransferase 1B, choline a
Exons: 8
Coding region: 1-1086 (361 amino acids)
Biological process (GO): CDP-choline pathway
Molecular function (GO): phosphatidylcholine binding; choline-phosphate cytidylyltransferase activity
Source: RefSeq, a predicted model, not a curated record